UAAUUUAGUAAUCUUAGAAUAUUACCCAAACUUUAAGAACGUUCUUAAUUAAAUGGUUAGAAUAAAGUUUUGUCGAUAGGCGUGACAGAAUCUAACGAUAUUUAAUUUGAUUCGUGCCGAAAUGGGCAGGUAGCGAAUUGACAAUACUCUUCAAGAUGGCUUACCCGUACGGACAGGGCCCUCCAGGGGGAUAUGGUGCACCACCUCCUCAGGGGGGAGGUUAUUAUGGGGCUCCACAACAGCCAGGUUUUGGAGGAGGACUGCCAGGACCAGGGUUUGGGGGACAACCUCCACCCCUAGGAGGAUUCGGUGGCGGGGGCUUUGUUGCUCAGCCUCCUAUUGAUCCCCAGGUCCAGCAGUGGUUCAUGUCUGUGGAUGCUGACAAGAGUGGAAGAAUUACAGCUAUAGAGCUACAGCAGGCACUAGUCAAUGCUAACUGGUCCCACUUCAACCCAGAGACCUGUAGGCUUAUGAUAGGAAUGUUUGACAAAGACAUGAGUGGGACAAUAGAAUUGAACGAGUUUCAGGCUCUUUGGAACUAUAUUCAGCAGUGGAAAGGCGUGUUUGAACAGUUUGAUCAAAAUAGAUCCGGUCAAAUCGAUUUCAAUGAGCUUUGUAAUGCUUACAGACAGAUGGGGUACAAUCUUACCCCACAAUUCGCUCAGACGGUCGUGGCUAAGUUUGACAUCAUGGGUCGACAGAGUCUGACUUUGGACAACUUCAUCCAAUCGUGCGUUAUGUUGAAGUCACUGACGGACGCCUUUAAAUCCCGGGACCCAACAAGUUCAGGCAGAGUCAAUAUGAGUUACGAGGACUUUAUGACUUUAGCUGUGUUCAACAAAAUAUAGGACCUGCAUUUCUAAAAUGUUUUUUUUAACAACAUACACCAUUUAGUUAUUUUGAUAUUUUUUAUCAUUUGUUAUUUAUCUCUGGGUCAUUUGAUGCUUUUUUUAAAAAUUAUAGUCAUUUACUAAAGGUUACCUAGGACAUGCUCUUUUAUUUAGCUUUUAGUGUCUGUCAAAUAAAUGACUUAACAAAUGAUAUAUAUAUAUAUAUAUAUAUGUAACCUGCCUUGAUAAAUUGCUUCAUGUAACUAGUGAGAAAUGAAUACAUGUACAUUAAUUGUACUUGUGAUUAUAAAUACAUGUGUUAUGGAGUGCAGAAAUUGUAAGUAGUUUCCUUGUUAAACAUCUUGUGCAUUGUAGAAUUUGUUUACACCGAUAUACUCAUGAACUUGUCCAUAUUGGGUUUUUGAAGGAAAUAAAUACUUUAUUUCAACUUU
Molecule: messenger RNA, 1282 nt
Organism: Magallana angulata
Lineage: Eukaryota; Metazoa; Mollusca; Bivalvia; Ostreida; Ostreidae
Product: peflin-like
Exons: 5
Coding region: 156-848 (230 amino acids)
Biological process (GO): COPII vesicle coat assembly
Molecular function (GO): calcium ion binding
Source: RefSeq, a predicted model, not a curated record